Messenger RNA from Olea europaea var. sylvestris, 1470 nucleotides. Its product is annotated as ethylene-responsive transcription factor WRI1-like. Lineage: Eukaryota; Viridiplantae; Streptophyta; Magnoliopsida; Lamiales; Oleaceae. The record is from RefSeq and is a predicted model, not a curated record. The transcript is spliced from 8 exons. Gene Ontology annotation, molecular function: DNA-binding transcription factor activity; DNA binding. Bases 1 to 1338 code for a protein of 445 amino acids. Gene Ontology annotation, biological process: regulation of DNA-templated transcription.
AUGAAGAGGCCCCCUCCUCCUCCUCCUCCUCCUCCACCACUUUCUUAUUCGUCUUCUUCUUCAUCUUCUUCUUGCAUCAAUUCACCAAAAACCCAAAAAAAGUUAAAGCCUAAACGUAUCAGAGCCAAGAAAAUUCAGAAUGCUGCUGCUGAUUCUGUUGUUUCUACUAAAUCAAGAAGCUCCAUUUUCAGAGGUGUCACCAGGCACAGAUGGACAGGAAGGUUUGAAGCACACUUGUGGGAUAAGAGUAUAUGGAACAGCAUUCAGAACAAGAAAGGAAAACAAAUCUAUUUGGGUGCCUACGACAACGAGGAAUCUGCAGGUCGAACAUAUGAUCUAGCUGCCCUCAAGUAUUGGGGUCCCGGUACUCCCCUGAAUUUUCCGCUUGAGAUGUACUCAAUCGAAAUUGAGGAAAUGCAAAGAUUGACAAAGGAAGAGUACUUGGCGUCGCUUCGACGACAAAGUAGCGGAUUUUCGAGAGGUGUCUCUAAGUACCGUGGUGUGGCAAGGGAAGAAGAUGACUUUGAAAGAAACCGAUGCUUUGAUCAUGACUCCUUAGAUGAAAGUCCGGGCAUUGCAAUCAAGAUUUCAUGUUCCUUCAAUAUCUUGGCUAGGGAUGUUGUCAGAUAUUUAGUUCUUUUAUCUGAUUGUUCAGCACACAAGAGGAAGCCGCAGCAGCAUAUGAUAUGGGAGGAAGCUGCAGCGGCAUAUGAUAUGGCAGCAAUAGAGUUCAGGGGGCCUAAUGCUGUUACCAACUUCGACAUUAGCAAAUAUACAGACAAGUUGAAGAAAUUCGCACCGGAGGUCGAAGUGAAGGAGGAAGAUGUCCAAGUAAUGAAUCAAGAAACUCUCGAGAUCGUCCCUCAAACGCAAGGAGACGAAGCAAUCAACCUUCAAUACCAUCGAAACCAUCAACAAGAGGAAUUCAAUCAAAUGGUUCGACAAAGUGUCCCAAAGUUAGAGUUGAUUGAUUCCAUUGACUCGGAUGCAAUGGUGAUGAUGGACCCCACCGAGGAUAUCGAGCACCAUCCUUGGUACGACAUGUGCCUAGACUCAGACCUCAAUUCGCUUCAAAUUCCCAACAUUCCUCUCGAUGAACCAAACGAGUUGCUGGGAUUGCUUGAUGACAAAGGCUUCGAGGAUAAUAUUGAUUUCAUUUUUGACGAUUCUUUUAAUGAGAACGAGUUUCACCAGGAUGCAAUGUCCGGAACUACUGCUGGAAGUAAAGACGUUGAGGCAGAUGUUUUCGAAGGUCGAGACGAGAAGGGGCGGGAUGCAUCAUUAACAUCUUCUUCACCACCCUCGACAACAACAUCAGUUGGUAGCAACAUAUGGUAGUAUUGUUAUUGUAAGAAUUUUUCAAUUUCAGUUCAGGAAACUUCUUGUGUGUUCUUUACUAUUAUCAAACUCUCGGAAUUAGACAUGUUCUUUUAGGUAUUACCUAUACAUGAUUGGCUCAGAGUUGUUAUG